AUUCUGGGUGAACAUACCUCGAGAUUUCUGGCACAGAAUUCGAGUUCUUAGAACGAGAAGAAGCUAUAACGGUCUGUCUUCUUAGAAUCUCGGGCACAUUGGUAUAUUGCAGACUUAAUUUAUUUAUCUAAAAUAGCGAACCUGAACAGUCGAUCGUCAUGACUGUCGUUGGCUGCAACAAGUGUGUCAAAUUCAUGCUCUUUUUCUUUAAUUUCGUUUUCUGGUUGGCUGGAGGUGUGAUCUUGGGAGUGGCUCUAUGGCUUCGUCAUGACAACCAGACCAGCAGUCUCCUCAUGCAGCAGUUUGAAGGCCAGCAGGCUCCAAACACCUUCUAUACCAGCGUGUACAUUCUGAUUGCUGUGGGAGCUGUGAUGAUGAUUGUAGGGUUCCUUGGUUGCUAUGGUGCCAUCCAGGAAUCUCAGUGCCUCCUUGGAACGUUCUUCUUCCUGUUGGUGUGCCUCUUCGCCUGUGAGGUGGCUGCUGGGAUCUGGGGAUUUAGUAACCGUGACACAAUCUCCAAGGAGAUGAUAAACUUCUAUGAUGCGGCGUACAUCAAGUCAGUGGACGUUGUGGACUCUUCCAGCAAAACAGCUGCUAUCAAAGUCCUGGAGGUGUUCCACGAGACGGUAGGUCUCUGACCUCUGACCUCUGGC
Oncorhynchus masou masou (cherry salmon) is the source of this 653-nucleotide messenger RNA. Its product is annotated as CD81 antigen-like. Lineage: Eukaryota; Metazoa; Chordata; Actinopteri; Salmoniformes; Salmonidae. The record is from RefSeq and is a predicted model, not a curated record. The coding region runs from base 159 to 638 and encodes 159 amino acids. Gene Ontology annotation, cellular component: plasma membrane. The transcript is spliced from 5 exons.